Molecule: messenger RNA, 2254 nt
Organism: Mesoplodon densirostris (Blainville's beaked whale)
Lineage: Eukaryota; Metazoa; Chordata; Mammalia; Artiodactyla; Ziphiidae
Product: BCL-6 corepressor-like
Exons: 10
Coding region: 489-2105 (538 amino acids)
Biological process (GO): negative regulation of transcription by RNA polymerase II
Cellular component (GO): nucleus
Molecular function (GO): transcription corepressor activity; protein binding
Source: RefSeq, a predicted model, not a curated record
UGGCCCUACAGCCACACCGGGAUUUCAUUGCCCUGAGAGAGGAGUUGGGGCGCAUCAGUGACUUCCACGAAGCCUAUACUUUCAAACAGGCUCCGGGCCAGCCAGUUUCCGGCUUAAGCAAGGAGAAUGUUCCAGCGGUAACCAACAAGGAGAACCUGGCGACGCCGGUCUCGACUCCAUUCCUGGAGCCGACCCUGGGGAGCGACGGCUCUGCGGUCACUUUCGGGAAAACCCAAGAGGAUCCGAAACCAUUUUGCGUGGGCAGUGCCCCACCGAGUGUGGACGUCACCCCCACCUACACCAAAGACGGAGCUGACGAGGCAGGAUCAACCGAUGGCAAAGUUCUGAACCCGAAGCCAUCUAAGCUGGCAAAGAGAAUCGCAAACUCCGCUGGUUACGUGGGUGACCGGUUCAAGCGUGUCGCUACCGGACUGUACGCAGACUCCAGUCAGCUCGGCCGGGAGCAGCGGGCAUUGCAGCGUGCGGUGAUGCGCUUCUCAGAGUUGGAGAUGAAAGAGCGAGAAGGUGGCCACCCCACGACCAAAGACUCCGAGGUGUGCAAAUUCAGCCCCGCUGACUGGAAAAGGCUGAAAGGAAGUCAGGACAAAAAGCCAAAGUCGGUCGCCCUGGAGGAGGCCAUUGCCGACCAGAACGACAGUGAGAGAUUGUGCGUGCUUGUGGCCUGUGGCCUGCAGCCUGCUCCGGACCCCAGAAACCUCACGGGUGAUGGGGAGUGUUAUGAUGGAAGCAAACCUGACCCCUUCAAAGCCCCAGAAGACAGUGAUCUUCCUGAGGACAUGGACACGGAGCCCCCCAGAGAGUCCCCCGCCGACCAGGCGGCCCCGGACGCGUCACGCAGCCCCACCCUCCGGCUGAACAGAAAGCGCAAGGUCUCUGGCAAUAGGAACCACACUGAGACCACUGUGCUCCCGGAGGACUCUCUGCUGAAAGCCAAGCGGAGACGGGUCUCCAAAGAUGUGCUGUUCACGGACAAAGAAAUGGAUUGGCAGCCUUCGCCCCUGCCGCAGAAAUACACUGACAACAGCGAGAAACCAUCCGGGAAGCGACCGUGCAAAACCAAGCAUUUGAUCCCUCAGGAGCCCAGGCGGGGCUUGCUGCUGCCAGGGGACUCCUACGUGGACAAUGCGGAUGGCAAGGACCAGAAGCCCUUGGACCGUUUGCAGCAAUUGUUACCAGCUUCCCAGGCCUCGCAGCUGACAUGCUCAAGCUCCCGUCCAGAGACCACCCAGUCCCGCCCGAUGCCACCGGAAGCGCGGAGACUUAUUGUCAAUAAGAACGCGGGCGAGACCCUCGUACAGCAGGCCUCCUGGCUUGGCUACGAGGAAGUGGUCUUGUACUGCCUGGAGAACAAGAUUUGUGAUGUGAACCACCGCGACUACGCGGGUUACUGUGCCCCGCACGAGGCUUGUGCAAGAGGUUGGCUCAACAUCGUACGACACCUCCUUGAAUAUGGCGCCGAUGUCAACUGCAGUGCCCAGGAUGGAAGCGGGCCUCUCCACGAUGCUGUCAAGAAUGAUCAUCUCGAAAUUGUCCGCUUGCUCCUCUCCUACGGUGCUGAUCCUACCCUGGCUACGUACUCAGGUAGAACCAUCAAGAAAGUGAACCACAGCGAACUUCUGGAGAAGUUCUUAACAGAACCAGAUGAUGAAAGUGGUUACGAUGUUUUAGCAAAUCCCCCACGACCGGAGGACCAGGACGACAGCAACGAGGCCUAUGGUGACCUAUUAGAAUCUGAAUUUUCCGAAGACCCCCUUUUGCCGUGUUAUAACGUCCAGGUGUCCAUCGCUCAGGGGCCUCGUAACUGGCUGUUGCUCUCAGACCUGCUCAAGAAACUGCAAAUGUCCUCCUGCAUAUUCCGCUGCAAUUUCCCAAAUGUGGAAAUCGUCACCAUCGCGGAGGCCGAGUUCUGCCGGCAAGUGUCAGCAAGUCUCUUAUUCUCUUGCCCCAAAGACCUGGAGUCCUGUAAUCCAGAAAGUAAGGAGCUCUUAGAUCUGGUGGAGUUCACGAACGAGCUUCAGACUCUGCUGGGCUCAUCCGUGGAGUGGAUCCUCCCCAGAGACCUGGACUCAGACGACGACUGGUGAGCUCGCCGGGGCCCGCCGUGUACAGUGUGUCAUGGUGUUAAUCCUUGUGCAUAUGUGUCCUAAUACGACUAUUUCUGUAAAGAAAGGACACUAUGAGACACGACUCCAGUCGGAAGGACUUCAAAACAUGUUUUCUUCUUUUUAAAAUU